This is a messenger RNA of Homalodisca vitripennis (glassy-winged sharpshooter), 3402 nucleotides long. RefSeq names its product piwi-like protein Siwi (gene aub). The transcript has 19 exons. Gene Ontology annotation, biological process: regulatory ncRNA-mediated gene silencing. Gene Ontology annotation, molecular function: protein binding; piRNA binding. The coding region runs from base 139 to 2829 and encodes 896 amino acids. Gene Ontology annotation, cellular component: P granule. The record is from RefSeq and is a predicted model, not a curated record. NCBI's taxonomy places the organism in Eukaryota, Metazoa, Arthropoda, Insecta, Hemiptera, Cicadellidae.
CUGCAUUUCCUGCGUCUUCCUCCUCCGUUUUUACUUCACCAACGAUCGCCAUUAUUGGCUUGGCUUUCACUGUUUCAUGAGGUGUGGUGAGACGUUUUGUUUGAGAAGCAACGAGACCGAUAAUAGGUGUUAUCGAUAAUGGCAGAUGCUCCAGGAAGAGCGAGGGGGCGAGCCCGAGGUCGGGCUAAACCUCCAACCCAAGGUCCCCAAGGACCUCCCAGACCAGCACAAGGACCUGGUCCUUCUCGGCCAGGCCCACCUCCAUCUACUGUAGGACCUCCUCCUGGCAUGGCUCACAAACCAGCCCCAACAGCUUCUGGACGAGCAACACAUAGAGGAGCUGGCCGUCAACUUGAGGAAACUGCAGGUCUUUCUCACAAAAUGGCCCAGAUGUCAGUAGGAUCUGGAGGUGGAAAUGGGAGUGGUGGUUCAUCUGGGGGUAAUGGUGGUGCCCCUGUUGGACGAGGAAAUAUGCGUGGCAAACGGCAGAUUGCUGUAACUGUCACAACUCGUGCUGAUACUUUGAAGUCUAAGAAAGGUCAUACUGGUAGGCCAGUUAUCAUACAAGCAAAUUAUUUCUCACUUGUUGAGAAAACAGAUUGGUGUUUGUAUCAGUACAGAGUGGAUUUCGAUCCUUCCAUUGAUCUAACUUGGGAGCGGAAAAAACUUCUUCGAGACCAAAAGAACAAUAUCAAAUGUGAAUACAUCUUCGAUGGAACUGUAUUGUAUUGCAGUUGUCUCUUGGACCCAGACCCAAUGGAGGUCUUCUCUGCCAGAGAGAGCGAUAGCUCUCAAAUUCGUAUCACCAUCCGUAGAGUAGGGGAGAUGACUCUUGGUGACCACCAUUAUCUCCAAUUCUUUAACAUCUUAACUAGGAAGUGUCUGACACUACUUGACUUACAGAUUAUUAAUCGUGAUUAUUACGACCCAAAAGCAAAGGUUGUGGUUGAAGAAUAUCACCUUGAGCUGUGGCCGGGAUAUAAAACGACAAUUAGACAACAUGAAAAUCAAGUUCUCAUGUUAGCAGAAAUAGCACAUAAGGUCAUGAGGACGGACAGUUGUUAUCACUUGCUUUGUGAUAUCACUAGGCGGAACACCGGUGAUUUCAAGACUGAAUUCAACAAAGCAGUGAUUGGGUGUGUAGUUUUAACAGACUACAACAACAAGACUUACACAAUUUCUGAUGUCAAUUGGGGGGAGACUCCUUCCUGUACUUUUGACAGAAAUGGUACGAAAACUUCGUACAUUGACUAUUACAAAGAGAGAUACAAUAUCAGGAUCUCUCAUGCCAAUCAACCACUGCUUGUAUCCCGAAGUAAAGCAAGGGAAAGAAAAGCGUUUGAAGCGGGAGCAGUUGCUCAGGCAGGAGCCGGUGAUCCAAACCUCAUCCUCCUGAUACCUGAACUUUGCCGGAUGACUGGCCUCACCGAUGAGAUGAGGUCAAAUUUUACUUUGAUGCGUGCGCUAUCCACGCACACCAGAAUAGGGCCAAAAGAGAGAAUUGAUCGGCUGCGUAUCAUGAAUCAACGAUUAAACGGGGAAGUGAGAGUGAAAAAGGAGUUCAAGGAUUGGAACCUUAAGCUUUCAGACAAAUUGGUUGAGGUGCCAGCCAGACAAUUAGAAAUGGAGAAAAUCUUGUUGGGUGGGAAUAGGAUUGUCGAUGCUGGAGAAGAGUGUGAUUGGACCAGGCACUUAAGGUCCAGCCCCAUGCUCUCGAUGCCUGAUGAUGGUCUCAAACGAUGGGUGAUCAUAUUCCCCAGUAAGGUUGGUAGAGAUGCAGAGGCUUUUGUUUCCUCACUUCUUAAAGCAGGACAAGGCAUGGCUUUCCGUAUAUCCGAACCAGAAUAUUUGGAUAUUAGAGACGACAGGACUCAGUACUACAUUGAGAGUUUGGACCAAGCGAUAUCUCAAUUAAAUCCUCAACUGAUUCUUGUGGUUCUUCUGAACCAAAAAGCUGACCGGUACUCAGCGAUCAAGAAGAAAACUCUUGUUGACAGAGCAGUGCCGACUCAAGUGGUUUUGGCCAAGAACUUAAAUAAGAAAAGUGUAAUGUCCAUAGCCACAAAGGUGGCAAUUCAAAUGAAUUGCAAGAUUGGAGGAGCACCUUGGUCAGUAACGAUGCCUCUUAAUGGUCUCAUGGUUGUGGGGUUCGAUGUCUGCCAUGACGCAAAAUCCAAGGGGAAGUCUUGUGGGGCCAUGGUAGCUUCUCUGAACAAGGCUAUGACCCGUUACUUCAGCGCUGUCUCUAAUCACCCAGUAGGAGAGGAGCUGUCAAAUGAUUUGGCCUUGAAUGUAGUCAAGGCACUUCAUUGUUACAAAAAAUAUAACAAUACCCUUCCAUCACACAUUAUUAUCUACAGAGAUGGUGUUGGAGAUGGACAAAUCCCGUAUGUGUUCUCGCAUGAAGUGCAGCAUGUAGCGAGAGCAGUACAUGAAAUUUAUGGAGGGCCUGUUAAGUUGGCAGUGGUCCUUGUCACGAAGAAAAUUAAUACAAGACUUUUUCACAAUGCACAAAAUCCAAGGCCUGGAACAAUCGUCGAUGACGUCAUAACAUUACCUGAACGGUACGACUUUUUCAUUGUGUCGCAGUUUGUUAACCAGGGCACUGUGAGCCCUACCAGCUAUAAUGUUAUACACGACACAAUAGGAUUGGAUCCUGACAAACUGCAACGAUUGACCUACAAAAUGACGCAUUUGUACUUUAAUUGGAGUGGAACGGUCAGAGUCCCUGCUCCAGUGCAAUACGCACAUAAGCUGGCGUUCUUGGUGAGCCAGUCCCUCCACCGACCACCAAACUCUAGUCUGCAAGAACUUCUUUACUUCCUAUAAAAUGUGGUUUGUGAAAACCCGCAUUGAAAGUGAACAUGUGACUGAAAGUGCCUUAAGAAAACGAAUUUAUUUUUUCAAGAAACUGUGGAGUAGCAGUAACUUUUAUUUUCUGUCCUGUUUUUAGAAGUAGUAGGAGAUAUAUCUUAAGGUAUUAAUGUUCCUUUUGAAUUUCUUUUUUGUUGUAAGGUCUUUUUGCAAGAUACAAACUCUUGGCAUAUACAUUCUUUUUAAUUGUACUCCAAAACCAAUUGUUUGUGAAAUUAAAAUUGUUUUUGAAUGUUACAUGUAAUAUUAUAUCUGUACUUAGUUAAGUUUGCCCCCUUAAAAAAUAUAAAUUCUUGAGUUUUCUUAGUUCAUUCAUUUAUAUUCAGCAUUGAUUUUAAGUUGGAAGAGAGCAGUUAUGUUUUAAUGUUUAUAUAAGGUAUUUGUUUAGACUUACGUUUACUGUCAACUUCAUUCCAUUUAACUUUUGUUUAUAUAUCUACUAUGUAAAAUAUUGUACUACUGUGUAUAGUGUAAAUAUGUUUUUUGUUACAUUCUUACAGAAUACCAGAUUAAAAAAAUACUUUUUCA